CGCAGCAGCGGCAGCGGCAGCAAUGGCAGUCGGGCAGUGAGACACAUGCCUCAGCAGUCUGUGAGCCGAAAGCAUUUACCCUGAGGCCGAGAGAAGACACAUAACCAAAAUGUCUCGGCACAGAAAUGUUCGAGGUUACAACUACGAUGAAGACUUUGACGACGAUGACGUGUAUGGACACUCUGUGGAUGAUGACUACUGCUGCAUAUCACCAGCAACAGCGAAUCAGUUCAUCUACUCACGUCAAGAGAGGCAAGCACCAAGGGAAGAGCCUUUAGAAGAGGAAGAAUAUGAAGAUGAUGUUCCCAUGUCCCCGACCGUCAGCCACGACCUCGACCCUCUUGAUCAAGCCAAGCUGUAUUCCUGUCUGGACCAUAUGCGCACUGUGCUCGGAGAUGCAGUGCCAGAUUCAGUCCUGACCCAGGCAGCCAUAAGAUGCGGAUUCGACCCACAGAAGGCCCUGGAUGCAGUCCUGUCUGAAGACGCUAAGACGGCCCCAGUUACCAGAAGCACCAAUGAAGAGAUGGCUCCGGUAGCAAGAGUGGGUCAGGAGAAAGAGCCGCUUCCACAAAGAAUAAGACCAGAGGCAGGGAAAGCUAAAAUCAGAGAUGUGCCUCAGAAUAAACUGGACUCUGAAGUGGUACCCAAAGUGGCCCGCAUGACCGUCUCUGGCAAGAAGCAGACCAUGGGCUUUGACGUUCCCAGCGCAGGGGAGAAUGGCGUCGUCACCCCUUCUGCACGCCGAGGCGCCAGCCCUGAAAACGCCACUGCUCCCCCUGCUUCAGAGUCCACGCCCAAGCGUCCCGAGACUCCAUCGAAAGGGUCAAAUGGAGACGAGCCCCCCACAGCUCCCACCCCAGGCCGCUCCUCCGGAAAGGCUCGGCAGUCGAUCAAUAUCAAGGCUGAACUGGAGAAGAGGCAGGGUGGCAAAACUCUGCUAAAUCUGGUGGUUAUAGGUCACGUGGAUGCAGGUAAAAGCACGCUGAUGGGCCACCUGCUGUAUCUGCUGGGCAACGUCAACAAGCGCACCAUGCACAAGUAUGAGCAGGAAUCAAAGAAGGCGGGAAAGGCCUCCUUCGCCUAUGCAUGGGUCCUGGAUGAAACUGGGGAGGAGAGGGACAGAGGCGUGACCAUGGAUGUGGGCAUGACCAAGUUUGAGACCAACUCGAAGGUGGUGACUCUGAUGGACGCGCCGGGACACAAAGACUUCAUCCCCAACAUGAUCACAGGAGCUGCACAGGCCGACGUGGCGGUGCUCGUGGUGGAUGCCAGCCGAGGAGAGUUCGAGGCAGGCUUCGAGGCGGGAGGUCAGACCAGAGAGCAUGCCUUGUUGGUGCGCUCGCUUGGCGUCACUCAGCUGGCUGUGGCUGUCAACAAGAUGGACCAGGUAAACUGGCAACAAGUGCGUUUCAAAGAGAUUGUUUCCAAACUUGGCCAGUUUCUCAAGCAGGCAGGAUUCAAGGAGUCUGAUGUUUUCUACAUCCCCAGCAGCGGCUUGUCAGGAGAGAACCUCACAACCAGGAGCUCUGUGUCAGAACUCACCUCUUGGUACUCCGGUCCCAGCCUGCUGGAGCAGAUUGAUGCCCUCAAAGCCCCACAGAGAUCUGUAGACAAACCGUUCAGACUCUGCGUUUCCGAUGUGUUCAAAGACCAGGGUUCAGGCUUCUGUGUUACAGGGAAGAUCGAGGCUGGUUACAUUCAGACUGGAGACAGAAUACUGGCGAUGCCUCCCAAUGAAACCUGCACUGUCAAAGGUAUAACUCUACAUGACGAGGCUCUGGACUGGGCUGCUGCAGGAGACCACGUCAGCCUCACAGUCACAGGCAUGGACAUCAUCAAGAUCAACGUGGGCUGUGUGUUCUGCGAUCCCAAGGAGCCUAUUCGAGUGUGUACUCGAUUCAGAGCCAGAAUCCUUCUCUUUAAUAUCGAAGUCCCAGUCACACAAGGUUUCCCAGUAUUGCUGCAUUACCAAACCGUCAGCGAGCCGGCCACCAUUAGAAAACUAAUUAGUGUUCUACACAAGAGCAGCGGUGAGGUCCUCAAGAAGAAACCAAAGUGUUUGAGUAAAGGCAUGAACGCCAUCGUGGAGAUCCAGACUCAGAGGCCGGUGUCAUUAGAGUUAUACAAGGACUACAAGGAGCUGGGACGCUUCAUGCUCAGAUAUGUUGGCUCAACCAUCGCUGCAGGGGUUGUCACUGAGAUCAAAGAAUGACGAGCACUCCCAUCGACGCAGAGGCAAUCAGACCCUGCACAGGAAACUGCAUGCAGCCAGAGACAAAGUGCAAUUCCUCAAACGAUGUCCCUCAUGGACUCAGCGUCACAUUCAUCCAUCCACAUCUCCAUCCAGCGCAGCGGCUGCUUCGCCUGGCUGCUCCAAUCGACACUAACUGCACAGAUACCACGUGGCAAGACGCUGAGCAGCCUCCUCCGUCAAACUUCACAUUUCCCCGCGGUCUGCCUGUUUGCUUGUUAUUAAAAACCCUGUCGCUCUAAAUUCACUGUUUCAUCAAGUCAAAUCAAUAUAAUCCGACUCUGAAAGACAUUUUUAUCACGCCAAGGUUUCCACAGUGAUUAAUGUCACUGUACUGUUCAGGAAGGCGCCACUGCUGAUCGAUGAAUAGGCUCUCCUAAUCAAAACCGCUGACCUGAAAUGACUGAUUUAAAAUUCAGACAGAAAUGAAAGAGUGAGGUGUUGUGUUGUGCUGUUGAAAGCAAAACAUUUGAUAUUAUUUUUACCAUUAAGAAUGUUUCCAUCUCACAUGACAAAGCCGAGGGGACACUAGCAAAGUUUAUGAACAAAAAGGGAAACUUCAAUUUCCACCUCUGGACAAAGAGACGUAAUUCUCAUUUAUGUAAAAAGAAUAAGACUUGAAAUUCUUCUACAGUAAAGCACCAACAUGCUUUUUGAGCUGUGUUUCUUUUUCAAUCAAAACCUCGGCUAAGACGAGGAGGACGAGCUGUGUUUCUGUUUUCUCCAUGUGUUGGUGAAGGUGGUGUGAAGGACGAUGAUGCAAAAUGAACAUGACAUCAGUAA
Molecule: messenger RNA, 3034 nt
Organism: Epinephelus lanceolatus (giant grouper)
Lineage: Eukaryota; Metazoa; Chordata; Actinopteri; Perciformes; Serranidae
Gene: hbs1l
Product: HBS1-like translational GTPase
Molecular function (GO): GTP binding; GTPase activity
Source: RefSeq, a predicted model, not a curated record